Messenger RNA from Aspergillus puulaauensis, 855 nucleotides. Its product is annotated as putative short chain oxidoreductase/dehydrogenase. The coding region runs from base 1 to 855 and encodes 284 amino acids. Lineage: Eukaryota; Fungi; Ascomycota; Eurotiomycetes; Eurotiales; Aspergillaceae. Gene Ontology annotation, molecular function: oxidoreductase activity. The transcript has 2 exons. The record is from RefSeq and is a predicted model, not a curated record.
AUGUCAAUUUGGUUCAUCACCGGCGCAUCCUCCGGAUUCGGGCUCGACUUGGCACUCCUCGCCCUAGAGUCCGGCCACAAAGUCAUCGGGACGGUGCGGAACGCAAGCAGGGCAUCGGCCGCUGUAUCCGCGAUCAAGGCCAAGGGCGGCGAAAUCGUCGAAUUGGAUGUCACAAAGGCUGAGAGUAUUCCUGGUGUCGUGGAGCAGGCGAAUGCAAUCUAUGGCGGGAUUGACAUUCUAGUUAAUAAUGCGGGAUAUUCACUUCUUGGGGCUGUUGAGGAUAUGAAAGAAGAAGAAGUAAAACUGCAAAUGGAGACGAAUUUCUUCGGCCCCUUCCGACUAAUCAAAGCGUUUCUACCGACCCUUCGGUCCCGAGGAAAUACUACCAUCGUCAAUAUCAGCAGUAUAGCCGGACAGGAUGCGCAGCCAACAUGCGGUCUCUAUGCAGCAUCCAAAUUCGCGCUGGAGGGGUUAUCCGAGGCUCUAUCUCGUGAGGUUGCCGCGUUCAAUAUCUCCGUAUUGGUCGUCGAACCGGGCGCGUUCCGGACGAAUUUCCUUUCCGCGGCGCAGGCUACCGAGACGCCGCUUUCGGAGCCGUAUAAGGGGGGGAUUGUUGAGACUGUGUUGGGCAAGUUUGAAGCUGCGCAGGGGAAGCAACGGGGUGAUCCGGCCAAGGCAGUUAGGCGGGUGUUUGAGGUUGUGACGGGGACGGGGGAGGCUGGGGGGUUGAAGGGGAAGAUAUUGAGAUUACCCCUGGGACCGGACUGCGUUGAGCGGAUUGAGGCGAAGAUGGGCAGGCUACAGAGUGAUUUGGACACGACGAGGGAGGUUGCUCUGGGGACGGACUUGAGUUGA